GAAAGGGGGGCAAGAGAGAAAAAAGCUGGAACAAUCCUGCACAGUGGUGGUGUUAGUUAUUGGAUUUCUUGCAGUUUCAUCUGUUUUAGAGGAUCGUUCAACUGGUUUAAUACUGAGGACCGACUCAUAGGAUCAACUUCUCAGGUAAGAAAAAGUUUGCUGAUUGCAGAGACAUUGUCCGUAAAUGAUUUUUAUAAACAUAUAUAUGAUUACAUGAGAUUUUAAAUAUACCAGUAAUUUUACUCGGUUCCUUUGACAAAAAGUCUGAUCAUUUUUUGAUGAUGCAUUCUGGUUAUGAUUAAGGUUAUAUACAGGCAUACCCAAAACAGUGUGUAUCACUGACCUACUUAUUCAGAAAGUAACCUUGUUUGCAGUUUUCAGCCAAAAACUGAACAUUAAACUUUGGUUUAAAUGGUCCAUAGUGCGUGUCCUCAAUGCAGAUUGGAAAGCUGCAUAUCCACAUUAUCUCCUCUGCUGGUCACCAACAUGGGAUAAGGAAUUCAAUGUAUAGAGUGUAUAGAGAAACAUCUACAAAUGCAGCAUUUUAUGUCAAAAAUAACAUCUCCCUGUGUGUGAAUAACAGUGCAAGCAGUGUGUUGUUAAGGUCAUUAUGUUAGCACGUGUUGUUGGUGUGGUUGAGUUAAUCUAUGCAUUUUGAGUCCUCCAGCACUGAAUUAUUUCUAGUAGUUGUUGGAGAGACUGCAGGGUGUUCCCAAUUGUGUUUGAUCACUUAAUCAGCAAUAUUUCCUAGUGUGAUCCUUGAAAAAUAGAAAUAAGCAUGUACAGGAAAAUACCAGACAAAAAAUUUCCAUAUUGUCAUGACAGUUUGUUCCCCAGGAAGACAGAUGUUGGAUGAUAAUUUUUCCUUACCGGUCUGACAUCUGACAUCUCAUGUGUCAUGCAGAGUGCAGCCAGAUGGUGUCCUUGACUCCUGCAAAAAUAAAAGAGGUCACCCAGUGUGAUGCUUCUUCCUAUACAUUAGACCAUAUCUCACUUUAAUGGGCCAGGAAAAGCAUGAUGCACCAAAAAUGCAAAGACAUUGAGAUAGGCUUUGCAAAAUUUCCCCCCAUUUUAACAGUGAAAGCUUUAUGUAAAAUCAAGUUGCAUGUCCUGGUAGCAUAAGUGUAUAAGCAUGUUGAAAGACAAAUUUAGGGAAACUACCCCUUUUGCUCAAUGACAUGUUUUAUUAUUAACAUGAUGCACAUACAAAAAAGGGGGAUUUUGUUAAAGCUGCUUUCUGAUAUAAUUUCAAAAGGCAUCAAGUGCUGCAUGCCUCUGGACUUAAUUAAAAAAGGGCAUGAUACAUGAGUUUUUCAGCAGUGAAAUAGGGUAUUCAAGUGUAAUCUAUUACUGCUUUAAACAAUACUAAACCAUUAAUGUGAUAAAACAUUUGUAUUAGUUAGAAGUAUAAAUGUAUAGAGCCAGACUUCUACAUUUAGACUGUUUUGUCAUAAAACAGCAAGAACAACACCAACACUGACAAAUUAUUGUCAUAAAAUUAUAAUUUGCAUAACUGUGCCUGUGAUAAAGAGUGUCCUGUCAGGCUGUAGACCAACAAAGUGAGGUCAGUCACUCCACAUUUUUAUGUACAUGUAAACAUAAAGCAAUGAAGUUUAUUACACAACGUAAUCGGACUGUAUCACAUAGUACCAUGGUUCAAAUGUUUACAGACCCAAAUUUGUAAUCAUACAUACAGCCAGAGGUCUUGAUACUUUAAAUUAAUGGAUGCCAUUACUUUGGCAAUGGCGUAAAGAUAAUCACUAUCCCCGUUGUGAUCCAGUAGAUAUCAAAAGAUGAAGGUCUUUGCCACAGGACAAAGACAACGCCUUUUUCAGACAAAGGAAACAAAAGAGCAACAAAACAGGCACUGCUGUAGAUACACAAGCUUGAAGCACACAAACAAACACUGUCACUAGCAAAUUCCCCAGCAGAGCCCAGUUGUUCUGUGCAACUCCUUUUGGGCUUCAAAACAACAGUAUACAAUCAAAAAUAUUUUUGUACACAGAAAAAGAGCUCAUCAAUUAUUCAGUAUUUUGCCUCCUGACUGUGAAAUAAUAUUUGAGGCUUAUCUGUUUCUCAUUGUAUCAUUAGCAUAAACACUUGGCAUAAACAAACACUGAUUCAAACGCUUCAUGCAGAUUUCUGCCCCGUGUCGCUCCUAUCAUACUCUGGAUUUAAAUGAUACAUUGGCUUAAACCUUUUAUUCUACAUCAUGUAAUUCUAAAUGACCUAUGUGGUGAUCAUGAUGUUGAACCCGAAGACACGAGUAGUUGUGGUGAAAUCAUCAGUUAAUUUUAGCUGAAAGGACUACUCAGCUGAAAUCACUGUUGAAAAAUAUUUUCCCCUAUGAGGCAUGACCAUCUGUGGGUGUGUUUCCAGGAUCUAAGAACCAUAAUAAUAUGCAAUAUAGGACCAGAAACCAUUGCAACAUCUUUAUAUGUCUGAUCAAUGACUGUCCCUGUUACAUAACACAAACAGCCAUGGUUCAGGUAGAUCCCAGUAUAAAUAAAAGCUGGUUUUAUCCACUGCUCUACACCUGCAGUGGGAGGUUGUGGAGGCGGAUGAGAGAGAGAGAGAGAGAGAGAGAGAGAGAGACAGAGAGAGAGAGAGAGAGAGAGAGAGAGAGAGAGAGAGAGAGAGAGAGAUUAUAAUACUGAAAUUCUGUAGUUUCAGUGUAAGGUUCUUCUCUUGAUUUUCCAAAAGACUAUGGUAUCAGGAGUAACCAGGAUUUGAAAAUAGAAGUUAAGCUCACAGCAGUUUUAUCAUAUCAAAGUAAAAACCAUGAAACAUGGCAUGGUCCUGAGUAGAAUACAAACAUUUCUCCCAACUUGAGUCCACUCUGACCAACAGGGUUUCUUUGAAAAGGGUUUGUGACAAGAUUUUAGGCUGGCAGAGCCCACAAAGCCACUCCACACUACUCCACACAUUCAAGAAACACUUAACACAUGAUAUUCUACUGUCAAUGACCACUACCAAGCUUAAUGAGACAGAUUUGAUUGUAUACAAAAAGUUUGACAACACACAAAGCUAUACAACAAUUACAGACACCAAAACUAUCCAACAAGUUAUUAAAUCAUAGAUCAAAUCACGAUCUGGAAUAAAUUGUCCCAGAUUCUUGAAUUCUUUUUAUAUCAACAUAUCGCGAUGGGCUGUAACAACAAGACUGAAACUCAUGUAAUCUAAUUAUCAGUGGCUAAUCAUCAACAUAUUGGGGAGAGUGGGGUAAGUUGAGCCAAAGGGUAAGCUGAGCCACCCCCUGUUGCUUGGAAAUAUUAAAAGAAAUUGAUCAUGUGACCAAAUAUUUAGGAGAUGGGCAUCAAUUCAUGGAGUCUGUGAAGGUUAGAAGCACAUGGGUGAAGGGGUUAGACAUUUAUUUACAAAAAAACAUUUUUCACUCUAGAAAGUGAAUUUAGUCUGUUAUAAGUUUGAUAAGAAUUGUGUUCAGACCAAAAAAGAUCAUUUUAAAUUUGUUUUAUACAUCAAUUGUGGUAUCUAUGAGCUACAACAUGAGGUCAAAAACCUAACACAAAAGUCCACCAUUUUAGCUUAGAGGACUAAUAAAGUCAUAAUAGUAGUUCUGAGGUAAGUUGAGCCAGUAGCUCAACUGAGAAAGUAAAGGAGUCUGAUGAGAGGAUCAGAGUUUCAGGACAGAUUGUUGAGAUGUGUUACUUUUUCUUUUCAAGAAUACAGCUGUGAAUGUUCUGAAUCACUUCUCAUGUUAAAAUGUCUUUUUACAAAACAGCUUUUUAACAGUUAUAUGCAAUAAUAAUAAUAAAAAAUAUUGUACCAGUUGAAUAGCGUAUAAUAGAUAAAAAUGCACAUGAAUGUGAAGAAGUGACUGUUAUUUGGGAGAGAGAACGUGAGGGAGGGCUGGGGUGGAGAGUGUGUGUGCGUGUGUGUGUGGGUAAGUUGACCAUAGGAGAAUACUUUUUUUUGGCACGCUAUAUUAUCUAGACAGUUGUGUUUACACUCAUUCUGUUGGUUUGCAGGGAUGCACAUCAUCUUGAACUAUGCAGAUACACUAGUUACAGACAAAACUAUGAUUGCCUUGAUGUAGUGAUCCCAAAUAUGAAAAAUGGCUCAACUUACCCCACUCUCCGUUACUGAUACAGACAUUGGUACAGUUUAUGUUACUUACCAACCAUGAUGAAAAUGUUGUUCCUUGUAACUUGCGCUAACUUGGCACAAGCAGUUGUAUCCAUUAUAAACCGUUACAUCUUGGCCCUGUUACAUGACAACGGCUUGUGACAGUUAAGUUGGCAAAAAGAAACGAAACUUUAUCGCGCUUUUCUCGUCCUGAUUUGCAGAUUAGUCGCCUGGCGCCGCAGGAAGGAAGAUUAGGGAGGUCAGGACAAUCAUUCGGCUAAAUUUUCAAAGUCAACUAGCUUCUUUUUCUUCUCCUUCGUGUUUCUUCGUGCUUCUUCGUGUCUUCGGCGAUUGGCGUCCAGCUUUUUGGUGCUAGUUAACUAGCUGUCAUCCGGUGUACGUUUUCAUUGGAAGUAAACCUGGCGUUACGACGACGCCGCGCUCAGGUCAGCCAAUCAGUGAUUGUUUCAGUUGGCGCGUGUGAGCUGUUCGUGCGCAUGCUCAGUCUGAAGCUGUGUGCAGAACACCUGAAAUCGGGGAAACGUCCCUCACGUUGAUUUUGUUGGACAGUGGGCACUCGUGUCGCCGGACACCGGUUGUGUAAGAACAGCGUUUUCUUUUCAGAAUGGGUCAUUAAGAACAGUUAUAUUAAGUAUUGUAUUUUACUCUUUGGUAUAUAUUAACUAAAUGAAUAACACAUUCGUAAAGUCUGACAUUGUUUAUUUCGAGUUUAUAAGUAAGCUAUCUGGAUUCAUACAGAAUCAAAUCUCGUGAAAGUCACAGAUGAACAAAGUGAAGUGUCGCGGAAUAUUUUAGUUGACAGUUACAAAUAAGGAUGUUACAUUAAUAAAACUUGAAUAUUGACUUGUGCAACGGUUUUUAUAAACAUACAGCGGUUUUCAUGGGAUUGGACGGGUAUUUGUGAGCUCCACCAAGACCAUGAUGUUAACCAGCUGGCAGUGCGUUCACCGCUCACUGACCCGACCCGGACCCAGCGCAGCUGUGAUGGUUUGUGUGAUGAUAUAAUGUCAAUCACUUCCUCAUUACGACAACUCUGUAUUUCAUAGUCUGAAUAACUCAAAAUAUACACACUUUCUCAAGCAUACUUGGACAUGUUUGAGUGUAGAUAUUAGUGCAAAAUGGGAGAUUAGCCAUAACAAUGCGAGCACCUGGGAAGUCUCCUGCAAAGGUGUCCCUAUAUGCUCUCCUCUUGUUGGUCAAUGAAGUGGGCUAAAGAAGACCUUAUAAUAUAACACACUCCUGUACACUGCCACAUCUCCAGUGAUAACAUUUAUGUACAAUCACCUGUCUGAUCAUGUUUUUUGCCCUCCAAAAGCAGAAAUUGUAGUGAAUCUGUUGUACUGCAUUGCAUUAGAUUGCCUAGAUGUACAUAAUGUUAUGGCUGGGCAGUGUAUACUGAAAAGAGUUCUAAAAUGAAGUGUCAGUCACACAGUUACUUGCUGUAAUUCAUUCUAAAGAGCAAAUUAAGAAAAAACUUUUAAAAGUAUUGGUUUAAGAGGCCAACAGAUCUCAGAUCAGGUGUUUUUCUGCCUUGUAAUUUGUUGUGUAAACUAUGCACACCUUCUCUCUGCUAUUUCAUUUUCACUUCCAACUUUGGUGUUCAGUAUGUAGUUUUUAAAGUGUCCAAAAUAUGUGAAAUAAUCCCCUCUUAUUCAAAGUUUUGGCCAGGCAAUAUGACUCAGGCCAGAUGGGCCACAGGACUGGCUAUAUGCACAAACCCUGAAAUGCUGUUCAGGCAUCAAGCAUUAAUGUCACACUAAAGUAAUGUGCAGAGAUUGAGUUUUUAUUUCUAGUUUUUUCUAAAAGUCAAUGUAAAGAUGGAUGCAUAUUCUGCACAUAGCCUCCGUUAAUUUGCACUGUAAAUGAAGAAUAUUCAGGCUCUCUCACAACAUCUUUAAGGCUCAGUUGCCUUCACAGCUCUUGUGAUAGGCCUGGACGAUAUAGAAAAAAAGCAUAUCGAUAAAAAAUAAAUCAUAUUAAUCGAUAUCGAUAAUUAUCAAUAUAAUUAUUAUAAUUAUUUAACUUAUAUUUUAAUUGCAGCCCUGGAUGUUUUAUGCUAUUGCUUAAUGACCUACUUUUAAUAAAGAACACAGAAGCACUGAAUUCAAAUUCAAACCUUUAUUCAACCACCUUUUUUAUUUUACCACAACUGAAAGUUUUUUAAAAAAGAACUAAAAAAAAAAAAGAAAUCAACUUAAGGGGCCUGAGUGACGUCAGUAAAUACUGACAAACAUAAAGACUAAAGUGACCAGAAAAUCUGAUAAAUAAAUAUUUAAAUAGUCUUUUGAUGAAAAUAAACAAAACAAACAAAUAUAUAAAUAAACAGAAUAGCUUUAGGUGGGAAUAACAUACUACCAGUUUUAACUGUGUGAGAAACUGCCCACAGCCUGGUGUCUGAACACUGAAAUAUUUCUCCCGGGGUCGGGAGAUUUAUUUUUUUUAAUUAUCAUGUGAUUGACUUGAUACGCAAACUGAGCACGAGAAGCAGGACUUAUCCACGCCGGUGUUGUGUCGUAGAAUGCACCCCUGCCGAAUGCACCCCCUGCUAGUAGCCAUGAUCCAAAUACUCGCGUCUUUGCAAAAUAUGAGCUCAUUUUCUUCCACUUUAAGAAGCUAAUGAGUGGACGGGAUGCAGGGGUGCAUUCUUCUCACCUUUUCAACCCCUGACCUAUUUUCAUGCCUGAAGCGCUGUGUUUGAGAAAUACUUGCGGCCGGGCACUUCAUAUCGCGGGUCGAGAGUGGCUAGAAGCUGGUCGAAGCAAGGCUUUUCAACGGUAGUUAUUGGCAGUAUGUCCCUCGCUAUGCAGCAUGUUACUGCAUGGGUGAUGUCCUUAUGCCGCUCGGACGCUUUGUCGUAUUUUGGCAAGAAACGAAGUCCAGUUUGGUCUGCUUCACAUGCUUUGUGCUGGUGCUGGCAGCGGUUCCAGAGGAUUCCUCCUCCGACGACGUGGAGCCGCGGCGCGGCCGACACAGCUCGUACUCCUGCGGGUGCGACCGGUUUAGAUGGUAAAACAAGUUGGUUGUGUUACCAGACUUGGUUUUUACUAAUUCUCUGCAAAUUUUGCAAACGACCGCUGUUCGCUUUUUGUCAGACUUCUAAAAACCAAAACAUUGCCAUGCUGGUGAACUACUGACAAUGUCCUCCGCUUCUCCUUGCUGUAUCAUUUUUUUCUAAUACACGUGCUGUCUGUUGUGGUUUGAUAGGGGCUGGGCUUGGUGCCGUAGCGUACCUGGGUCUGCGUUUGUGAUUGGUUGGGAGGAAGUAAUGACUGUAGCAAAAGCUACAUGAUAGGCUAUGAUGAAAAAGAAAGGGAAACUGUGUUUUUCUAUCGAACUUUUUAUCGACCCGUUUUUUUUCUAUCGCAGCACACGUCUAUGGAUCGAUAUAUAUUGUUAUCGAAUUAUCGUCCAGCACUAUCUUGUGAACCACUUUCCUACAGCACACUUCUGUUUGACGGCUUUCAAAUGCAGGUGAUGCUCUCGGAAUUGAUCAAAUGUCCCCAAAUUACCUUGCAGGCUCUUUCACUGUCCCUUUGCCUUUGAAGUUUGGAGGGAAGUUGUGGUAUCUAAAUUACAUGCAAUAGUGCAGGAUUAAGCUUACGCUGAAGCAGGAUCUAUUUCUGAAAUUCAAAAGCGGGUUUUCUGAAGCCCUGAUGGGGGUAGAGGCAGCUUACUGACCUUGAGGGUUCAUCAGCAUGUAGUUUUUCACUUGUAAUCGCAGGGGGCUUUCAAGACAGCGACUGAAGGAGAAUAUCUUUUCUGCAUGGCUACAUACGCUGUGACAUUACCCCUCGGGAUUCUCUUUGAUGGGAGAAUAGCAGACUGCACAGAUGUGUUAGUGUGAAGGUGGUGUGUAUUUUCACUUCUAUUUAAGAGUCCAUGUGUGGAUAUGUGUCAGGUAUUUAUGAGACAUAUUAAUGUGUCAGCUUCUCUGUUAGUGGAUUAGCAUGUUUGUGUAUCGACAUACAUGAAUGUAUGAGAAGCUCCUACUAAUAGCUUUGAUAGCAUGGUGUAGUUAGUUGUCUUGCUCUUCUCCUCCUUGAGAGAGCAGUGAUUUACUUUGUUAAGGUGUGACCUCAUCCCCCUAGCUCCCUGAUACCCCACCUCCCCCUCUGAGCCAGAUCAGGCUGCCCUGUUAUCACCGACACACACAAACAUAAACACACUCACACAAGGACACACAGCAGCAGCAAAGAGGACUGGGGUUGGCUUGUGAGAUUUUCUCAUUUUUAUUUCCAGAGUAUAUAUGUCUAUCUCUUGGAGUGUGUGUGUGCACAGACAAGCAGAGAGAAGGAGAGAGAGAGAGAGAGAGAGAGAGAGAGAGAGGGUGAAAUAGGGAAAGCAAAGGGGAGGGAGUGUGGAUCAUGCAUGUGCAUUAACUCAGCUCCAGCGGCACAGCAGCAGCAGCAGCAGCAAACAGAAACAGCAGCAGCACAGGAGGGAAAGGAAAAGAGAGAGAGAGAGAAAGAAAGAAAGACAGAGAGGGUGAGUUGGAGGGAGGGUAGUUGUCUCAGGCACAGGAACAAAAGCUGCAGAGGACUGCUUUCCAUCUCCACUAAAAGAACAACGGAGGAGUAAUAGCAGGAGGAGGGGUGGUCAUGGUAGUAGUGAGACAAUAACGGUGGAGAAGAGGCACACUGUAGUCAGUGAGGACUGAAACCAGGGCUCUUUUCUCUGCUCUCCAUGUUUUUGGGGAAACCACGUACCAUUGCCUUCGUCUCCAAACCCAUAGGAGGAUGUCUGUGUCGGGGAAGAAGGAAUUUGACGUGAAACAGAUCCUCAGGCUCCGCUGGCGCUGGUUCAGCCAUUCGUCCCAAGGUUCUGCUGGUGUUGGAGGUGGUGGCGGUGGCGGGGGUGGCUACAUCCAGCAGGAUGGCCUGGACCACAGAGGGACACCUGUCCAGGGCCGACUGAAGAGUCAUUCGCGGGAGAGAGGUAUUGGAGGGCUACGAAAGACCAGCAGCCCAGUUCACAGCAUCCUAGCACCUACGCCGGGGCCCACACCUGUCUAUGUCAGAGCGGGUCAUCAAUCAUGGCACCAUCAGCAGAACACCAUCCAGGGUCUCCAGGUCAACGAGGAAUCUUCAAAGAGCAGCUCCUCACCCAGCACCACGAGGAAAGAGGACACCAACACUGGCCAAGAAGAUGUGAAGAGCAGCACAGAGGAACCUGCAGAGGUGGAGGCCAGAGAGAGGUAUGGAUUAAAUCAGGUGAUGAUAUUCAGGAGACGCAGAUUUAUUAUGUGGCAAAACAUCCAACACUAUUUAUAUCACAUGCUCACUUGGUAGAAACCAGAUAACUGGGUGCUUUUGUAAACCAACAUGAUAUCCCUACUUUCAUGAUGCCAAGUAAAAUCUGCAUCUGAUUGAGAAAGUCUGACACUUCAGGCAGCAUCCCAGGAUUAAAAGUCAGAAUGUUUUGUUGGAUUUAGAAGAGAUGGGUAUGAAAGAGUAAAUGCUGGGUACUUAGCAAAGGGCAGUCACACAUAAUCUGUGUUUGACAUUUCUGAGACUUCAGACAUGCAGCAUGAAGGGAACAUCCUCAGCUUUUUAACUCCCUCUAAUAUUUCCUCUCUCGUCCUGUAUGUGGACACUUUAAUUGAGCUAAGAUGAAAUUAUCUGCACAGCUAUAAUUUUCCAAUUUACCCAGACUCGGCAGCUGCCACCAUGGCUCACCUAGGGACAGCUCACUCUCAUUGUCCACAGCAUGUUGGGCAGCAUAAACUAAUAAAGCUUCCUCUUAAUUAUUCAGGGGCCUGAGAGCAGAGGCUUUUUCCUCUCACUUGUCUGUGUCAUGGUACAUGUUACAUUCAUAGAAAGACUUCAGCAGAAUCCUCAGAGUGUAGUUUUCACACAUUACACUAAUGCACUCUUGUAUAUUUUUCAAAUAUAGACAAAGGAAAGAGCCACCACAUCAUUCGAUAAGAACUGAAACCAUAAAAAAGGGAAGCGGUGCAAUCUUAUGAAACACGUACAACUCGACCACUUUAUAAGCAGGAAUUCAUCAUUUUUAGUGGACUGAGCAAAUUAUUGAAAUGAUUUCUACCUAAUUGUUCUACACACAGAAACCAUGCUAGUUAUAGAUGUCUUCCUCUUCAGCCAUAAAUCCCUCCCCCCCUUUUCCAGGUUGUGUUUUUCUUCCCCCGUCUCCCGUGUGAUCCUACGUCUUCUUCCAGGAAGUAAACAGAAUAGAGAUGUGUGUGUAUGCAGGUGUGUGUGUGUGUGUGUGUGUGUGUGUGUGUGAUCUUUUGCCGAACACUAAAAAGCACCCCACUUCAACGAUGAAAAGACCUGUUCUCCUUUUAUCUUGUCUGUGACAUUUUAAGGUGGCUGGACGUUAAUCUUUUCUGAAUCCUGCGCACACCUUUUGUUGCCUGCACCUGCUGAUGAAAUCAACGAUGAACAAUGAGCCCUUCCCUUUGCUUUAUAAAGAGCUCCCUAUGAUUGAACAGAUGAUUUCAAAUGCACACUCGCCGUCUGCAGCCCAAACAGUGAGCCAGUGUGAAUUAAACGAAGGCUACGGGCAGUGGAUGGUCGAGCAGAACAUGAAUAAUUCUAAGUAAAAAUACAGUUUUGGAAUCAGCUCCACGUUCUGCUCUUCGUGUUGGUAUAAUUGGCAGAUGUUCAUGUUUCGGGGCUCCCUGUGUGUGAAAAGUGCAUGCAUAAAAGAUGUGCCUCACAGUGGAAAUGUGUAACUCUCCAACUCUCACGAGGACCUUGAGUUCACACCGGCCAUGUAAAAUACAGCACUGCUGUCAUAUUUUGACAAUGAUACUGAAAUAUUCAAAUAGUUCUGCUCUGUUGGAUCAUAAAACAUAUCCUUGGCUCAGCCGUAGCUGGUUGUAGUAUCAUCCAUUUAUGAACUGAUAAGCUGCAAAGGAGUCAGACUUCUGUCUUUAAAAUGGUUUCUACUCGUUUCCCAUCCCCUCAUUUUCAUGAUUACUGAAUCUGUUUGUCCUCCUCAUCCUGUGGCUUAAACAUCAAGAAAAGUGUGAUCUGACAAGAACAAUUGUCAGGAAAAUUCGGGCGCUUAGCCAAGUUUCAUUUAAGGUUUAGUGCACCAUCAAAGCACUCACUGGAUAACUGAAAGGGACUUCUUUCUGGAUAGGUUUGGACAAACCCUGCAUCUUCAGCUCUAAGAAGUUGCACAGUGAAUUAGGCCAAAGACUGUGUGACACACCAUGGCUUGCAUGUUCAUCGGCGGCUAAGCAGAUGUGUGGAUGUCACUGAGAUAUGCACAUUCAUUUACUCCACCAGCUGGGUGGCCCUAUUACGUCUCACAUCAUAAAUCCUUGACACAUAAUUUGUCACAAUCCCUCAGGCUGAAUGUAGAAAUGAGUUCUGCCGACUGUGAAAAAUACUAAAGUUUUAGCCAUUUGACUGCAGUUGGAAAAUAUGUCAUUCACUUUGUCGCUCAUGCCCCUUAGUCAUUAGUUCUGUUGAGAUGAUGUCUAUCAGAGAGACAUCCCAUCAGUUUUCUUCAUGCUGUCUUUUACUUUUAUUGCUAAUAUUUCACAUUGUUUUCAAGGGUGAAUUUCAUAAUGAAUGAAAACAGCUCAUCCUUUGUGGGUGUACUUUUUGGAAUAAAUACUACUUUUUAAAAUAUUUUCUGUAGACUUGAUGUUGCAAAAAUUUGUUUUGAUUUGUACUGUCAUGUAAAUGAAUGUAGCCUAAAUGUAAUCAUGCUGGCCACACGUGUGGAUGCUCUCACUCCUGGGGAGAUCUUCAGAAGUCUGUGACUCAUUUUUGUUGCAAUCUUCUUUUACAGUGAAGUCGUUCUGUUGGUGUUCUCCUGAAUUUAGUUAACCUUUCUCCUCUGACUGCUAGCUGCGACUGCAUACAGAGCUGCAAAGUUGUUAAAUCAAGUGUAGUGGAGUGUAUAGAGUGUAAUACCUAGUUUUUUUGACACCCUCGCUCCUGACGCUCCUAUACGUCUGUAUGUUGUAUAUUUGUUUGCCCUCCCAACUCUCAUCCAAAUAACCUCUCCCGGGGUUGGCAGGGAAUAUAUGACAGAAGUUAACCUGAAUGGAAUGGAAACCCUGACCUCUCCCACAUAUACACUAACACAAGCUUGACUCAGCUGCCGUUUAGUUUGAAUGAUAUCUCAAUUCCCUCUCCGCCGCCUUGGUGAAGAAAUACCACCACCUCUCCCGCUGUCAACAGCAGUAAUUCAAAUGUUUGUCGGAUGCCUCAUAACACCACACGGCUUAUAGGGUCUCAGUCUGUGUGACACAACCAGCGGAGGCGUCCUUAAGAUGUUGUAUAUCACAAUAUACUCUAUAUCAGCUGUAAUCUCUAAAUGAAAUACUCAGGGGUGAGGGGAUUUUGUGAUCGCUUGUAAUUGAUUUUAAAUCUACACUUACCUCUUCAAAUCAGCAUUCUGUGCACCGUGAGGCCAUGUCAGAGCUUAAGACUGAGGCUGAGUUUUCAGUGGUACUACUGUUCGAUUUCUUUGCUUUGAAAAGCAGUGAGCAGAAACUGUGUUCUGGACACAUUUUCAUUUCUGUAAAAAAGUGGGUUGUACAUUUUUACCCUACAUGGAAUGAAGAAAAAUAAUUCAAAGCCCCUGUUAGGAAUUAUCAAUAUGUCAAACUGGUCCCCAUCUGCAGAUAGAGCAGUGCCUCUGAUUUUAUGAGGGAUUUUACCCAGUUUUUUAAUUUAAAAAAAUCUCUUUGCUGUAGUAAAUGCAAACAAAGGCUGAUUAUGCAGCAUGCAGUAGUUCACUCUGACUGAAACCUACCCCUCUGCCAGACAUUUUAGACAACAAAAAUAGCUUUUUGGAAAAAAAAGUCCACCUUUAAUUGAAAUGUUCUCAUUGGCCUUUGUGGGUUAAAGAGUCAUUGGUAGUACCAUCAGUCUGUUUGGAACCAGCAUUAAACCCCUCACAGGAGCUUCAAACAGUCAUAUUCAAUAAAAAAAAAAAAAAAACCCAAAACAAAACAAACAAAACAAAAAACCCAGAGAGACAGAGAAAACUGAGAUUAUGCUGCAAAUGUGGAAGUGAAGAUUACAAUAUUCAAAAUACUCAACUGGAUCAUAUUGAAAUGAAGAUGUACUUGGAAGUACUUUAUUUAUUUAUUCAUUUAUUCAAUGUUUAUUUUUGUCGGGACGAGUAUGAACUAAGUAAACCAUUGCCACAUACUGUAGCAUUUGUAGCUCAAGCUAAUUUGCGAUGCCUGUCCCUAGCUGGACUCUUAAGAAAAGUACUGAGGAAGUACUCAUUGUGGUGAAAGAUCAAAGUGUGAAUGAACCUUUUUGAGGACAUUAUAAAUUAGAAAUACAAAGUGGAGAGAAAGUGGUGAAAUAAUUAACCCUGUUUAAGGGUUUCAUUCAUAAAUAUUAAACUAUUUCAGCUUCAGUCAAGAUUUAGAACCUAUGAUGGUUGAUAGCUUUGAGGAAAUACAUAUCUUUACCCAAGAAUACUUUUAUAUCUCAUACAGUAUAUGCAGUAUGUGCAACCCAGGACCCAGCAUUUUGAUAAUGUGGAUAAAUUUGUCUACCCAAUAACAUCAUAUGAAAAUAAAUUACAGCCCAACAAUAAUGACAGUCUUAUAUGUGUGCGGGUUAACCUGCCAUCAGCAAAGCAGUGAGGAGCUUUCUGCUAAGAUCUGCACAUUUUUCACUUACAGGACACCCCCAACCCCCAAGACACACACAAAGACAUCACACACACACACACACACAUCACACACACACAUGCAAACUAUUCAAGACCAAAUUCCUCAGCAUCAGAAUGUACAGCUCAGCAUUGCAAUCACACUCAGUCCACAGAUUCAUCUACAAAAUAUCAUCAUGGAUUAAGAUUUUAUCAUGCCAGUAAAAUUGUCCUGAGCUACACCUUUUUUGAGGCCGUCUCAUUACUGACUUUGCUUAUCAGCAUCUCUGUUUGGAUAUACAUUUAUUCCAGCUCAUUACUCCUCAAAGGUUUCAAACAGAUAUGCUGUUUUUGUGCACAAGUAAUGCCAAAUAUAUAUAUUACAAAACAACAACAACAGCAUUUGACUGUUUUUAUGUUUGCUGCAGAUUUAUGUCCUCUUGUAGUCUUAAUAUUCAAAACAGGCAUCAGUAUCCCACUCCAGGCGUUUAUUUUUAUAACCUAGACAUUGUGCUGACCUGUCUACUCUUCCACACUGCUUCUUUACAACGUGUGCGGUUUUGGUAAAAGCUGAAGGGAAAAGGUACAAGAAGGCAGUAUUUCAUUUAUACUAAGAGCUAGGGUAAUUUUCCACUGCACUCUAACAUAAAGAGCUCUCUGGUCACAUUCAGAGCAGAUUUCAAAAGAUGUGGUUCCUGUAUGCAGCUACUUUCCUCCAUCAUUAUCAAUAUUAAGCAGGUCUGUCCAGUGUAACAAAGGCAUCAGAAGAAGGAUGUGUGUUGGAAGCCUCAGUGAGAUAGGGAAAGUGUAAGGAGGAAAAAUCUAUUUCUGUUGAGAGUUAUCUUCUCAUCCUCACUGCAGGGUGGGUUCAAGUUAUUACCGUCUGUGUGUAUAUUUCUCUCCACACAAAGCUGAAUAGCAGUACACCGACUGUCAUAGUACAGGGGCAUAAAGAUCUCAUGGAAUAUAUAGACUUGGCACAUGCUGCAUGAGGCUUUGUAGGAGUUACUGGAUUCUCAAUCCAACCCGAGCUACUCAGCAGCAGCCUUCAGGGGCAAAACGGCUGUUAUAAUCCAUUUUGAAAGAGACAUUUCCCAUUUGGCCGAGGCAGGCACGACUUUCCCCCCCUUCAGAAAGGAUGGAGUUGACACUAGUUGGAAUAAGACUGAGAUUCUUAGCAACACGUCUGAGUCACAACCUUUACUGCUGAGGGCUAAUCUAGGCUGACGAAAGCACAUCUUGGAUCAUCCAACUGUUCAUCCAGGAGGGGUUGUUUUAGCAUGGGGAGAGAACUCAGACUGAAUGCAGAAACAGAUCAGAGUGAGACAGGUUACGGAUGUUUUAAAUAACCCCUCUGUAAUAUUAUUGAUUGGUGUCUUUAUAUACAUCACUAUAAAUCUCUCUGCAUUUAUAAUAGUGUGUAUAUUAUACAUUACACAGCCUUUACAGGUCUUAGGCAUAAUGGCACGGGCAAAAAACAUAUCACCUGAAUCGCAGGUUUUAUUUUGAAUAUGCAGUGUUCCUCCUUCAAUCCAAUUAGUCACAUGUGAACUGUGAUAUUCUUGUAAAGGUGUAAAUUGCAAAUGACAAGGUUCAGGUGAUGUGUGCUCUCAGAGAUAGACAUGCUGUGAAAGAAGUCAGAAUUGGAAACCCUACUUGGUUGUUUUAUAAAGGCUGGUUUACCCCCUCACUGCUUUAGGACUGCAAGUCAGCACAAUGAAACAGUUUGUAGACCACAAUAGAAAUCCAUAGGCCCUGUUAGUCUGUGUGACUCUCCUUCAAUUGCUUGGUAAUAUGCGGAGUACAGCAGUGUCCCCAAAGCUUUUUCUCUGGAGUAAGGUGUUCUGGGGCUUUAGUGCCUCAAUAAAACUGGGCUCUACCUCUGAUGAUCCAACCCACCGCUACUGAAAGCAAAAUACACACCUCAGAGAAAUUUACUGCUCCCUAGAAUGUGAUACCAAAGCAAUUAGUGUCGGAGAGAUUGGUAGGCAUGAAAAAUCCUUACAGCAGACCUUAGAGCCAAUACAAAGGCAAUGCAUCUCAGUUUUACGGCCCCAUUGCUUAUUCAGUCUUGUUUGGUGUUCCUCUCCAAGACUCCAGAGUCACCGGGGAAUUAUUGUGACAGGGCAAUAAAUUACUCUUGCAUUUAGCAUAAAGUCUCCCAAUAAAGAUUAGACUAUGGGAUAUUGUGGUGUCCAGAGAGCAAUAUAAACAAUUCCCAGAGGAAAAAUGUUGUUGUGUUGUGUAAUCAAAGAGGAGAAAGUAACACACUCUGCUGAAAACUUUGUAAUAGUGUGUUAAUCAGGACAUCAAUACAAGCCAGUGCCUCCUCCAUCCUCUGUUAUCAAUCUGAGUAGAUGCCAAUACAUUGUCCCGCCAAGCAUCUCAGGGUUUACGGUUUGGUUUUAUGGAGAAAUCUGUGAUUUUACUAGUUUAUUCAGCUGUCAUAUCAGUAAAUGAGUGGUAAUUAGUGUGGAUAUAAAGUGUUGCUUUAAAUAGCAUUGACAUUUUUGGGCACCAUCAGCCUUUACACAGGAGAAGGGCCAUAAGAUGAUUGUGGCUUCCCUCUGAGAAGCAGCUUGAGUCUGUUUAUGUAGCGUAACAAACAACCCUAAAUGUCAAUGAGUGGACUUUCUCUGUGAAGGACACAAAGUGGCUAGGCGGCAUUAUUUGCCAUGAGUCUGAGGGAUUACUUGGAUUCCUGUAAAACAGCAUGUAAUCUAGCAGCCUGUGGGGACAGGGACUCAGCCCAGACACAACAGUGCGAGGAACAGGCUUGUUCACUUGUUAAGUCCCUGUCUUUGGAAAACACACGCGCACACACAGAUAUGUGGACAUACAGGAACAGACACAAAGGCGUACACUUAUACAAACAUGAGGAGAAAAGCUGUUGCGGUGAUUGUGGUGUUUGCUCCUCUCAUUGGACUGAAGUGUGUAGUUAUCCAUUCAUGUACUGAGUUUAGUCCAUAGCAGUUUUAAUUUCAGCUUAGAAUAGCAAGAAAGAUGCCACAGCACCACGGGGAGCUGAGGGAUCUGGAGUGCCAUGUGUCUGAAAAGGCUCUUUUGUGUUUGCAAUAAUACAUCGCUUAUCUGGCUGUAUACAGCUUUUUGAUUGUAUUUAUUUAUUUAUUUCAUACUCAUGAUAAAGGAUGAAUAGAGGAAAUGGAGAGCUAUUUCUUUUAUGAGUUAAAUUACUUAGUCUCUCCAAUAUGGAGUGUAUUUGUUUUUUCACCUUGAGCUCAAUACACACGCACAGACUUGCAUAUACAUAAAUAUAUAUUUAUAUACAUAUACACACACAGACACACAUUUUUAGUGUGUUCUGUCCUUCUCAAGUGCUGUUACUGUUGUUUUGCGACUUACUUGUAGUUAUGUCCAAAACAGAUGGUGGAAAAAGAUCAUUAUAACAAAACAUGAUAUACACAUGUAUAACAUAUAAAUAUAAAUAUAUAUAUAUAUAUAUAUAUAUAUAUAAUUUUUUAAAAUUAUUAUUCUUUUUUUGGAAAGUACUGGGAGGAAUUCUUGAAAGGUUUUAAGACACAGUGAAAUGAACAGUGAUGCAUCACUUUGAUAUUGAAAAGUAAACCAGACCUCUGACUAUGCGAUUUACAAUUUAAUGUCAGCAAACAGUCACAUUCACACAUUCACAAACAAUUCCUCACAGGAGUUAUUUUAGGGUUAUUUUUGACCUACAUAGGACAGCUGAAGAGAGACAAGAAAUGCAUGGAGCAGAAAGUGGAGAAAUAUAUACAGCAAAAUGUCAUGGCCAGGGAUCAAACCAGUGAUUGUAGCCUCCAUACACAGGGUGCUUUGACUUCUAGGCCAUCAGUGCCCCUGAACAUGAAAUGUUUAUGUUAAUUCUGAAUAGACAAUACGCAAAAAAGGGCAAAAGUGCAGUUAAAAUCCCAACUGGCUAGCCCACAGCCAAACAUGGGGUUAAUGGUCUGCAGGUAUACAAUGUCAAACUGGUUUGCAGAGUAUGGACAACCAACAUUUCCAGAGUUUGUACCACCAGCCUUAGAUCCUCCUUGCAGAAAACACCCUAAUGCCCAGUGAUUGUUAUUCGUGCUCUGAUCGAUUAUCGAUACACAGCCUACACACAGCUUCAUCCGCAUCUGCUGUUUGUGCUCUUUACAUACAGGUAGUAGACCGUUAUGGCAUUAACCAUUAAACAGGGCUACAGCCAGCCAGUCAUUGCUGGCUCACAGUUUGGACACAAAAUAUGGCCAGCAUUUUGGGCCUUAGAUAAUAAAACGUAAACAAUUUGUUAAACUAACUUGCAAUUCUGGUGCCAACCAGCAAGUUUAGUCAACUGAAUGUGCAAAGCCCUAAGAAGAGCUCUGUGUGCAUUGCUAAAAAAAAAUCAUUCCAAUUCAAAUUAAAGUUUUUUAUUUUUUUUUUAAUCAAAGACAAGAAUCACAAAGUAGCCAAGGGUACACACAGAUAGGAACCAAAACUCUGUUGAUUACAUCUCUUUCCUUUUCCUCUCGCCUUGCUUGUUUUCAAACAGGUUGGCUCUGAACACUUUCACCAGAAUGAACACCAACUCCUCCGAUGAGUUCUUCCAGGCCACAAACCAUGCAGAACAGACCUUCCGCAAGAUGGAGACCUACCUCCAGCACAAGCAGCUGUGUGAUGUUCUCUUGAUAGCAGGCGACCAUAAAAUACCAGCUCACAGGUUAGUGUUUGUGCCUCUGUCCGCUUUGAUUUCUCUAAUUACACCUGUGUCAGCUUCAAUUAAGAGAUGCAGAAGCUCAUCUGGAUUCACUUCAUUACGUUUUCGAUGUGCGCAAUCAGAUGCAGCCUGGACCCCUGCUUGCACAUCGGAGAGGAUUUUGUCAUGAUUUUGUCAGGAUCUGCAUGAGGUGUAACUGAGGAGUCUUUGAAAUACAAAGGAGGGUUUGUUUGAUUCGCAGAUGGCGUUGACAUGGAGGAUGUUUAAACACUUUGUUCACUGGGUUACAUCUAAAGAACUACUGUAACCUAAUUAUACUUUUGUGCCUCCUCGUUUCUAUAGUAAAUUUGAGAUGUGAAAGAACAUACAGACCUGACACAUGGAGGAGUCGAUAUUUAGGCAUCCGACCCUCGAUAGCUGAAUCAAACAGAUCACAUGACACCACCUGAACGUUGCGGAGAGGGUUUCACUGAGCUCAUGUGUUUCUACAUCUGGAUCUGCCGAGUAAUUUCUCAGUCCAUCUAGACAGACUUAUGAAAGGGAAACCGGAAUGCCCCACAGAGAGAGAGAGAGAAAGAGAAAGAGAGAGAAUCAGUGACUGACCUAGUUGGGUAAAAUGAUCUUACUCUGACUGCCUCUUUCUGUGUGGUUUUAUAUUUUCUCAGAGGACCCCCUUUGCAGAGGUGACACAGUUUAUAGACAUAAUAAAUUUCUAUGUUCAUAGAAAUACCGGAAAUUACAGUGUAUUGAAAAUAUAGAUGGAGACUGUAUUUCUUGUUCUGGCACCUGAUUGCUACUUUCCCUCAUUAAUCACUUAAACAUGGUAUUUUAGCGAGAAUAAUGAUCUAUAAUAAUCAAAAGACUGACCAGUGUAGCUGUUAGCAACAGAUGAUUAAUCAUUUGCUGACUGGGAGGAAUGGAGCAUAAUUUUCAGUUAAUGGUAAGUCACUCUAAUGCUUAUUCAUUCUAAUUUAGCAUAGAAGUAUAAGAGCUGCAUAAAUCACAGUGGGAUACAGCACAACAUAAAAUUACUACAACACUACAUCGCGUAUAUGCCACCUCUUAUGAAGCAGAGCUGCAUGAGGGCAAGCGACACAAUGUUAUGAUUGAUUCGCCAACCACUUAACAUAAUCAGCUCGCAGUUCUUCCACAUAAACUAAUGUUUAGCAUAGAAGCAUUAAUUCCCCGCGUUUUCUUCAUGACAGACUGGUCCUGAGUGCUGUGUCCGACUACUUUGCUGCCAUGUUCACCAGCGAUGUGAGAGAGGCAAAGCAGGAGGAGAUCAAGAUGGAGGGAGUCGAUCCGGAGGCGCUCAGAUCUCUUGUUCAUUUUGCCUACACUGGUGAGUACUCAUAAAGACAUUCACUAGCUCUUGUAUGUAGUUACGAGACUUCUCAAAUCCAGCAUGGCUGAAAAAGAUCAAUAAGGCCAUCCAUCACUGGGCUGACAAACAGGGCAUGUUUAAUAUUGCUUUAUUUUACAGGACUAAUCCUCCAGCACUUCCAUAAGUGGUGUUUAUUGAGAAAAAACACUUUUACAAUAUUACAACUGUAAAAAUAGAGUGAAUUAUUCUGUUAAUUCAGCUUGCAGGUAAAUGCCAGAAAAAAAUAAGUAUUCUUCACUGUCACUCCCUGCUAAAGUUCAAUAAAAUGAUGAUGCUGGAUCUCUCCCACCUAUUUGUCUGCUUCAGUAUCUUCCUCUAAUCCUGACAUAAAAACACAUUUUCCUCGUCCUGACAUUGCAGGCGUCCUUGAGCUCAAAGAGGAGACCAUUGAGAGUUUAUUAGCGGCAGCUUGUCUCCUCCAGCUUUCACAAGUCAUCCAGGUCUGCUGCAACUUCCUGAUGAAACAGCUUCAUCCAUCCAACUGUCUGGGAAUUCGCUCCUUUGCAGACGCCCAGGGCUGCGUGGAUCUGCUCAACGUGGCUCAUAACUACACCAUGGUAGGAGGGCAAAUAGAGCAAGAACACAUUCAUAUUGCUGGGUGGGCUAAAUUAUUUAUUUUGUAAUAAGGGAUAGUGCUUGUGAAGUGACUGCUCACUGCUUAAACACACAGGGGCAGCUGCAGUAAUGGGAUUUAUUAAAAGAUGAACUGUAAUUACAACUUAAUAUGACCAUAUAUGAAAGGCAGCUUACAGUAUAGCAAAUCAUUUUAACUGUGGUCUACACACUUGAUUGAUGCACAGACAGGGCUUUAAAGCACAUAUCUGAUUUAAGUCAUCUAUACAGUUCCUUGUUUCGUGUGUUCUAGCCCUUGUUUUGUGAAUUCAUUUGGAAAAUGCAGUGUGGUAACGCCAUGGAUCGAUAGACUGUACACAACACAUGAAAAUGUAUGUGGCUGUCCUCUCAGUCCGAGGUUAGUUAAUUCAAAUAACCUGUCAUAACCUGUAAGCUGUUGGCUCCUCUGUUAUUCAUAUCAUCUAAUUCAGCGGUGAAACUUGCACAUUUGAAUAGAAAUUGAAUAGUUUCAUGCUUUCACUUUAUCUAAAUUGGUUGUGCGUCUGUCAGUGAGAAAUACUGUACCACGUUGUCGCACAUUGAUUAGUGCACUGCCAGACAUGUGGAAAUGCGUUCUCUAUAUAUAUCUGCGAGGGAUAUUUGCAUUGGAUUAAGAUUCAUGCUCAUAUCUGUCAGAUAACGUCUGGCUGGCCGCGCAGAAGUGACUGCGGGAGGCGAGCGUUAUCUCCUAAAGGACAUCUGCUCAGCCUGUUUACAUAGGCCCCGUCCAGGACCAGAAGGUUAAUCUAAUCAUCAAACUGCACAAGAGGGCCAACUUCCUGUUCAAUCACUCCAGUAAUGAGCAAUGAGAGCUGCAGGCUUCCUGGAAGUCCAUCCUCUGGCUUCUGAGCCCAGCAAGCUAUGUUUUGAUAAGCUUGUUUUUCCUGGUUGAGGGUGGAAACGAAGAUCCGCCCCUGACAUCCCUCUCCAUUCUAAGAGAGUUGGCUUUUUUAUGUUGCACCAGAUAAAAAUGUUUUAUUGUAUGGCAUGGCUGCAACUUUUUCAUCAAUAAAACAACAGCUCAGUGACAGAUCUCAUAAACCCCUACAGAAAUGGGAUAUUAUAAAUGAUACCCCCGAAAAACUAGCCAAAUAUGUCCAUUUGUCCUUUCCAGCUUCCUGUAAAGGACACAGUAAUGGAAAAGUUCUUGGAGGUAAUUCUCCCAGUCUCACUUGAAUUAAACAUCAGCAUUUGCCUCUUCAGAAAACAGUGUUAUUACACGAUUACUCUUUUGCAGUAGUUAAAUCAAUUAGUAUCCUCUCAUGCUGAUCUUGUUUUCCAAGCCAUUUACCCACCAAUGAGUUUGCCAGCAUGUGAAAAUACAUCCUUUCUAAUGGUUAUGAAACAAACUUGGUAGAGCUUUCAAUUUUGUUGUCAGCUGUUCAAGACUUGUAAUUACAAAUAAUUGGUCUCAAGCAAUGUCAAAGACUUGGAUGGAGUUUCUCUCUUAGUGUUAGCGCAGCAGAUCAAUAGAUGUCCCUCAUUUCAUUAAGGCUGUCUGCGUUAAGCUCUUAAAACCUGCUCUCAUAAUGGAUCGGACCAACACGCCGUAAUUUGCUGCAAGCUGAUGAUCAAUAGUGUGCUUGUUUUUUCGUAAUUGUUGCGCAGUGAGUGCUUGAUUUGUCAAAGUUAUUCUGGCAGCUUUAUAAUUAAGACUCAGCAGCCUUGUUCCAAAAGGAAACAGGGUGCGAUUACUGCCAAGGGUUACUCUGUGUCUUUCAUGUGUUGAAUAUAUCAUACUGCAGAGGAGGGACGGUGUUUUAUAUACCAUUAUCUCUAAUGGAAGUGCCCAGAGACAAUGUCCUUGAAGAGGUAGCCAUGCAGUGCUGUAAUACUGCCUGGGCUUCUGGCCAGUGAAUGGGAGAUCAAUCUUUAAGAAGGCAAUAGAGCACAGCUUCUACAGAACUUAGAGCUGGACACAGCUCUAGUGUGAGGAUAAUGUUGGUGUGUGGUGCAUUUGUGUUUCCAAUUACAAGGUCUGUGAAGGCUCAAUGUGUCAUAUAGGUUUGGCAGUGAAAGCCUUUAGAGCUAAUGAAGAAGCUGUCUUUUAGGAGAUCCUAUAUACCAGGGUGAUUUGUUGCUAGCAGUUGUCCCAACCCUUUUAUUGAGUUAGCUAGGUGAAAUGAUUGUAUGCUUUAAAGAAAUUAGAGUAUUUUCACUCUGGCUCCCAGUUACAAUUUGUUGUCACUCCUCUCUGAUUUGAUCAAAUCAACAGUGAUUUAUUCAUAUUUGUGUAUCAAUGUUCAUCAUUUGUAAAGGUAGGGAGUUCUAGAGAGGUAAAAUGCUUAUUCAAAGUCCUGUAUACUAACAGUGUUAACACAAUGCUGUAAAUCGUCAAAGCUGGCUACCUGUGUUCAUUUUUCUACACCUCUCUGUCAUUGUGCUCUCGGGUACCCAUGGGGGAGAAAAGCUGAAACAGUCAGUGCUGCUAUGCUAACCCCCCAGCUAAUGACUGAUGAUUAUCUGUCUCCUCUGUGCCUCCUCCGUGUUCCAGGAACACUUCCUGGAGGUCAUUCAGAACCAGGAGUUCCUGCUCCUCCCCACGGCUGAGAUUGUUAAGCUGCUCUCCAGCGAUGACAUCAACGUCCCUGACGAGGAAACCAUUUUUCAGGCUUUGAUGAUGUGGGUGCGGUAUGAUGUCCAACAUCGGCAACAGGACCUCGGGGUGCUUCUCGCCUUCAUCCGCCUGCCUCUACUUCCUCCACAGGUGAGCGAGCAAGUAAUUUAUUAGAGGUGGGGGUUGAGAAAAAAGCACGACAUGGGUCAUUUGAUAUGUUUUUAGUUGAGUUUGUAGCAGAGAGCCCAAGCUGUUAUGACUAACAGCAUUGCUACCACAAGUUUGAUUGGUGCAGUUUAAUGUAUUUAAAACACUAUAAAAAUUAGUACCAGGUUUUGCCUAUUUCUCUGUUUAAAAACAAAGAAAACAUCAAAAAGGCCAUGAUUUCUAAGUACAUGAUAUUAUAUUAUUAUUAUUAUUAUUAUUAUUAUUAUUAUUAUUAUUAUUAUUAUUUUGUUUAGACAACCAAAUUCAGUAAAUUACUUUACAGCAAAAGUAGCAACAAGUUCUUACCGUGUAUUCCUGAAACAAGCCUGUUUUCCCUCUACACUUAAAACUGACCAAAAAUGACAGGAAUAUCUUGAUGUUUACUUGUUCUUUUUAUAAGGACCAAUCGGUGUACGAUUUUAACGUAAGGUUUCAAACAUUUACAGCAAGAAAAACACCAGGUAAACCCACAAUCUUUGCACUGACCACCAGCAAUAAGCGAGCAAUAAACCAUUGCACUGUCAACACCCGUUCAGAUUGUCCACAAUUGCAGCUCUAAAGUAAGAAAGAAUCUCACUUCUUGUAUCUUUAUUUUCACUGAUACAUUACUUAAUCCAACACUUACUGUGGGCGUCCAAGUUUUACCUUUAAGUAUUCACCCAGUAAGUUGUGAAAAGCAAAUAACCCAAGAACAACCUCUUGCUCUAUUUGCCUGCAAGAAUAAAUAAAUGUUUUGAAAAUAAAAAAGUGCAAAAUUCGAUCUAGCACAAUUAUAUCACUUAUUGGCUGGAAAAAACAUGCUGUGGGGCAGUUAAUACAGUAGCUGUUUCUAAUGGGAACCAAAAACAGUAAAAAGAAAGAAGUGCAACUGACACAACAAGCAAGCAUAAUGUCAAUAUAUAUGAAAAAGUCUUCAUUCACAAAAAUAGCAGUGAUAUAUUCAAUGGAGCUGCACAAAAAUGAGCUCUCUGAGAAGGGAUGGAUUCACUUUUUAUCAAAGGUGUUAGAGUCUCCUGAUUUUAUUUCAAAGGGACUCUUGAUUAUCAUUUCAAACUAACUUUAUGUUUUCAUAAGAAUGAUGAUUUAACACUUUCUAACAAAACAGCAUGAAAGGUUAAUAUUUUGAUGAAAAAAAUGCUCUUCCUACAUCUAAAUCAGUAAUCCUGUUAAACAAGCAUAACUGUAUUUUAACUUGUUUUUGCUCUGCUUGAUUUCUUCUAGUUUAUCACUUGUGGUUACCCCUCUUGGGAAAUUAAAAUGGGAUUAUUUGCACAGCCCAAAGUGUGUCAAUGCACCCCUUAAAAUGCGAUUAAAACACUACAGAAUAGAAACUACUACUGAUUUGUUGUAGUAAUGUGAUUCCUUAUAAUUCAGCUCCUCGCAGAUCUGGAAAACAACAAGAUGUUCUCUGAUGAUUUGGAAUGCCAAAAGCUAUUGAUGGAGGCCAUGAAGUACCACCUUCUGCCUGAGAGACGCCCCAUGUUUCAGAGCCCAAGGACCAAACCUAGAAAGUCCACAGUGGGUGCACUUUACGCUGUAGGAGGGAUGGAUGCAACCAAAGGUAUAGCUAUAGGCUGUAGCUAUCAAACUGCAACACUGUGGCUGAAAUUGUAACACAAAUUGUUUGUGUGUGUGUGUGGUUUUAGGAUCUACCACCAUAGAGAAAUACGACCUGCGGACUAACACAUGGGUCCAGGUCGGAGUCAUGAACGGACGCCGGUUGCAGUUUGGUGUGGCGGUCAUAGACAACAAACUGUAUGUGGUUGGAGGGAGAGAUGGACUCAAGACAUCCAACAUGGUGGAGUGUUACAAUCCGAUCAAUAAAGUGUGGUCCACCAUGCCCCCCAUGUCAACUCACAGACACGGACUUGGUCAGUGGUUCUUUUACAGCAAACGUAGCUCCACUUUGUUCGCUGCUGCAUGAAACUGUGCUUUGAUUGGUGAGAUUCACUGAAUCAUGGCGUUCAUUAACAUACUCACACCUUAAAUCCGGCAUGUUCUUUAUCCAUAAAUCAUUGUCGUAUAUCACAAGGAAUAUUGUUUUUCAGUCAGUGUUAAAGAUUCAAAUAUUUUCAUGUCUAUGUGUAGUUAAGGCAAAUUUAUUCCAAAGUUAUUCUGUUUUCAUCGGACGUUGACGAUUAAAAAACUGUUCUUUCUACAACUUCAAAGUCAGAGGAUUAAGCUCAGCUCUGUCAGGCUACAUGGUCUUAUGAAGCAGCAGAGAUUGCAGGUUGCAGGAUACACAGGAGGGUCACAGCUGGCAUGCUGUAAAAAUCACACAUUUCUUUUUUGAGAUAGACCUUUGAUAUUUUCCCAUUCCCCUAUCAAAGUCUGGCAGGCUACUCUGGCCCUGCUCUUUCUUUACCCCUCCCUGGCCAAUAAAUCUCAUAUCAGAAGCGUUUUGAUUCACAGUUGAAACAGGUCUGGGUAACAGAACAGGGAGAUCUUGUCAAAGCAUUCAGCUCCCUCACCCGGUGUGGUCAGAGGUAUCAGAGAGCCCAGGAGAUCUCACUGUACAGAUUACCUGUGUCGACUUUCAUCUUUCCUGCAGCAAAUAUGUCUUGCUGCUUUACUUGUGGCCUGCAUAUUUUCAGUGUGAAUAUAUUUGAGCUCAGUGUCUACCAACCGCUUGCUGUGUGUAUUAUGAGUAGGAACCAGAAAAAGAAAAGCAUUUAUUUAUCCCAAAACCAGCUGUCAGAAAUGGAAGUGAGUUUGAUGUUGAGAAUGUUUUCAUUUAGUCUGAAAGUGUUUGUGUUGUUUGAGGUUCUCUGAAUGUGGUCUUGCUCUCAUUUGCCUGUAAAAUAAUUGAACUCUCACAGACGGAAAUAAGGGUGGUUGUGUAAAAAUCUAUUGUGCUUGAAGAUCCUCUGCAUAUUGCUGGCAACAGCAGACUUUUCUCUGUGACUUGGGAAUGAGGAAUAACAAUGCAGUUUUAUGGACUUCCUGUUUUUAGAAAAGAGUUGGCUGCAUGAGUCACUCUGCCCAGCUCGAAAAUGAAAAACGUACCUCUGUCAGAGUGCUCUCCAAGAACUGCACAGAGAGAAUUUAACGUAGAAAUCUAAUGUAUUUCUUCAUUCACAAACACACAUUACAUGAUGCUGAUGUUUAAUAUUGUAUAGAGGUGAACAGUGAAAGGUAAGAAAGUAGUCUUUGCCUAAGCAGCAUCAAGAAGGUAUUAAAAGUAUAGGAAGUGAUUUAGCUUUGAAAUUUGUGAGAAGGCUUAUCACUUUACAGCAGAGGUUCAAGUAUAAAGAUCUCACAGCACAUACUGCACUUUCUGCUCAUAUAAGAUAACCUAAAGAAAACACUGAAUAAAAUGAUCAUACCACAGGAAGUUGCUGCAUUAAUCUGUAAAGCUUGCAUAGCAACAGAUACCCUUGAUUUUCAUAUCUUUUCCAUAAAUGUAAAAAUGAAUUUAAAAAAAAUCCAAGAAUCAAAAAAUAUCACCUCAUGUGCCCUGUAUUUUUGUAGGUAUUGCAGUGCUGGAGGGCCCCAUGUAUGCAGUGGGAGGCCAUGAUGGCUGGAGCUAUCUCAACACAGUGGAACGCUGGGACCCACAGGCCAGACAGUGGAACUACGUGGCCAGCAUGUCGACACCGAGGAGCACCAUGGGAGUCACAGCGCUCAAUGGAAAGUAAGUUAUCUUAGCAAACCUGCAUAAGAUACCAGCUGAUGUUUAGGCUGACAUUUUGGGACUGUUUUUUUCUGUCCUGUAGAGUGUGUUUAGUCAACAUUAAAAAGAAGUUAGUGUCAUAACUUCUGGCUGAAAAAGGCACUUUGUGCUUGAAAAAGUUACGAUAUGGGUCAAAAAGUUUUCUAUAUCAAUAAGAAUUUAAAACACACUUGACCUUGGUGCAGAGUAGCAAGAGUAAUCCACCUUUCUGAAACUUUUACUCUUGUUAGAGGAAAGUUGUUUCACAACAAAAAUAACAUGACGUUACAUGUUUAUGCCAUCAAGUUGCAAACGGCACUGAGAUGAAAAGCUUGCCAAAAAUCUAUCACACUGCAGCUUGUUUGCUUUGGAAAACAGUCAGAGUAAUGUUAAUACAUAACUAGAAAUAGAGCAUGUACAAACACAGACUUGGUUAUGUAACUCAGAGCACACUGGUCCAGGAAAAGCUGAAGAGCAGUAUAAGCACAGUAAUAGUUUGACAACAUUUCACUCCUUUAAUGCAAAGUCGACAUUUGUGGUCUGCGUGAGAUAAACUCAUGUGGCUGUGCAGCAGUGUGCAGCUCACAGCCAGUGCUGCUCUUGUAAUUUAUACUGUACAAUUAAGACUCUAUAAAAGCUGCAUUUUAUGUAUUUGUAUGUACUAAAUGCCUGACAACACUAUUUGGAAAUAAGCAAAAAACAGAGCAGCUCUGCGCCUCAUUUAAAUAUAUUUGUUUGCCAAAGCAGGAGAGAAGCUGCUGCUUGGCUAGAUACAGUAUUCAGAGUUAAAGUCGAUUCUGAGUUAUUUCUGCAUCUAGGUCAAAAAUAGACAACAAGGAAACUGUUUCCCUUGCCUCUACUUUCCUGCUGUUGGGCCUGCGAGCUAGAAGCACUUAAAUCACUGAUGUGAUCUAUCUGAGAGAGAGAACUCUCAAGGAAAGAGCCUUUGAAAAGUGCUUUUCACUUCUCACUGCUGUAUCUUAUGAAAAUGUGUCAUGUUAUCAUCCCUCUGUCAACAAUUUUACAACACCUGGCAUCUGAUAUGAGCUAGUCCUGCUAGAUUCUGCAGGACUGUAAGCACAAUUUCAAUGUUUGAGAUUUUGAACCACAUUUGAUGUGAAAUCUUUCAGAUUGUUCGCAGUAGGAGGACGGGAUGGAAGCUCAUGCCUGAGGUCGAUGGAGUGUUUCGAUCCGCACACCAACAAGUGGAGCAUGUGUGCCCCCAUGGCUAAGAGGAGAGGAGGAGUGGGUGUGGCAACAUACAACAACUUCCUGUACGCUGUAGGUGGACACGACGCUCCCGCCUCCAACCACUGUUCUAGACUCUCGGAUUGUGUUGAGAGGUCAGUAAAUGCUCCUUCUCCGAAGAAAAAACUACAAACACAGAAAUGUUGCAUAAGAUAUUUGGAUUGUGGUUGAUGGAAUUCAGUCAAGGGUGGAGACGAGGCUUUUGACUUUCUUAUAAAAACAGAACAGAAACUAUCAACCCACACCCUGUUCCUGCAUUUUGAGACUUGUCUGUAUCACACUUAACCACAACACCCAAAUGGAGAGAUCAUAGUUUCCACACAUGCUUCUAUGUUGCAGUGUCUGGCGCCAUCUGGUGGCCAUGUCCAAACCUGCUUCAACAAUCUAUGAGUUGAACGGCAUCAAAAUACAAAUAAUCUGCACCAUUAUGGUUCGGUCUUACUUAUGAUAAGGAUUAUUUAGCUAUAAGAUAUAAUUAAUUAACCCAGCCUCUUAUGAUAAUAGAUGGUCAAAGCAAACAAGUGUCUUUUUGGGGCUCUCUGAUGACACAUUCUCUGGAUUUUAUAAUAUUGUGACAGUGGAAUAGACAUCUUUAGUAAAGUGAUUUAAUUUACAAAAUGCACUGUGAGUAAUGUGUUUUUAGCUUUUCGUAGAUCGUUAAAUUCUUAUGUUAGUGUAGCAGCAAUGGAAAUUCAAAGAAUUAACCUUAUCUGCCUUUAAGUCUGGUCACCCCUAUGAUUCCAGAAUCCUACAUUACAUUUUAAGAGAUUUGUAAGGGCUUACCGAUGUUUUCAAAUUCUAAAAAUGAACCAUAGGAGCGAAGCCUUUAAAAAACAGUUUGAAAGUCAAGACUUCUGUCUGAACUUCAUUGGAGCAUUAGCUGUAGGCAGGUAACCUUAUCAGACUGGCCCAUGGAAUAAUGAAAUGAAUAUCUGACAUUAAAAACAAAAAUGUUAAGAACAUACUCAGAAACCAUCUCUUGAAGGUGUGUCCUCCAGUGUCACAUUGAGUGAAUACUAAGAUAUCAAACAUAGAACUUUGUGAUGUAUUAACCAGGUAUUGCUACUGCAGUUAUGGUUACCAUUUGUAUCACAUUUAAUUCUGUUUUUUUUUUUUUUUUUGUGAUGAACAUGAAAUAUCUCAGAGCAGCGUCAAGUUUUAUCAAGUUUCAACUGGAAAUAACCAAAGCUUUGAACUGUGAAAUGACUUCAUUACCCAGAAAUCAUCCAAAGUAACUCAUAUAAUAUGUUCAUUUUUCCUCAUUGUAGCUGCCAAGAUUAUGAGAUAUAUAUUUAUGAUUAUUUAACUGCUUUUCUAACAGAUAAGUCCAUUUGUCUGUAUAGAGAGACAGAGAGGAAUCCAGCCAGUAUUUAAAGAAAAUUAGCUUUUGAGUGUCUUCUGUGCUAGGAAAGGUAGAACAGAUGUUGUUGUGGACACUGUUUUCUCCUAGUAUUAAGGCUUAACCAGAUAAACGAACAGGUUGGGCAAAAGGAAAAUAAAAGCAAAAAUUGUAAUUCCAGGUAUGACCCAAAGACGGACACAUGGACCACCGUGUCCUCCCUCAGUGUCCCCCGAGACGCCGUGGGUGUCUGCCUGCUUGGUGACAGGCUUUAUGCCGUGGGGGGUUAUGAUGGCCAGUCCUACCUGAAUACUGUUGAGUCUUAUGAUGCACAGAACAACGAAUGGACCGAGGUAAUCGCAGAAACUCGUCAAACACUGCAAAUGUUCUGAUUCUUUCUGAACAUUGAAAAACAAGACGACUGAAGAAGUUUUAACCUGUGUGAAUGUUUGAAGUUUUUCUCCAGGCCCUAUUUUAUGUUGAAUGAGGGUUUUAGAUUACCCUCUUCAGGAGUAUGAGUCUGCUGGAGCCAUGAAUACCAUCAAUAUUUCAGAAUUUCCUCGUGUUAUUUUGCAACAUGUUUUUCCGCUCUUGCCUCUGUAACCCUCUUAUCUGCAUGAAGUAAAAAUGGAUUUUUUUUUUAAACAAGCCUGAGAUGAGAGGCUGUGCAUUAACCCCUCUGUCUUCCUGCAGGAGGUCCCUCUCAACAUUGGCAGGGCAGGCGCCUGCGUGGUGGUGGUGAAAUUGCCUUGAGCGUUGUGUCUCACGACAGCGCAGGAAACAAAUGAGAGAGCGGCGAAGAAGAGUGGACUAACAAAACAACGGAUCAAGGACACAUCCUCUGAGAGUUCUGUUUUCAUUUUUUCUCCCUUAACUCAGCUCUCCAGAUUUUUCUGAGGGAAAUACAGACAGAGCCUUGCCCAUAAACCAUUGUUUCUAUCAUUAGUGGACAUGUCUGCCCACAGGGGAGGACUGCACAUUCUCCACAUUCUCAACCGAUCAAGAAUUUCCAUAAACUUGGCUAAGCCGUAACAGAGCCAAGCCUCUGUUGUACUGGUUCGUUAAACUAGUUUUAUGAAGUUUUGUGUGUGUCUGUGGCAUUAAAUAUAAAAGUUACAUUUUGAGAAAAUAAGCCUUUGGGUUAUUUUUCAUCUAUACAGAGACUUUUCUUAUCGGUGCCAUAACAUACAGUCUAUUUUGGGGUUUAUAUUUCACUUUUCAGCCACUUGAAGGAAAAUUGUCAUAAAACAAAAAUGAGACCAUGUACAAGUGUCUUUCCUGAGUGCAUGGUCUGAACACAUUCUUACUCUUUAUGAAAGAAGACCACUGACAACACUGAUGAUCAGCGAGUUUUACCAGGCUCAUUUGAAGAACCGGAAAAAUCACUUUUUGCUGAACAACAUAAUGGACGUUUCCUUGGGUUCUCUUUUUUUAAACUGAGCCUGUAGCUACAGAACACCAAAGUCAUUUGUUUGUCUUAGAAGUCUUGUUACGCAUUGAAUACAAGUUUACAAAAUUGUGAAUUACAGAAAGUAUAGUAUAUCAUAUUGAUAUUUCACAUUGCUGUACAGAUUUUUUUGUGACUUUUCUGAAACUACAUGUGUCAAUAGAAUCAUGCCUAAACCAGUGCGCUCUGGUGAAGACGGUUAUUUUUACGAUUCUGCUUUUGUUCUGGGCAUGCUGGCUGAGCUGAUGUUUUUUUGACUGAUACAUUAUCACAUAUCAAGAUCCCUGUUUGUUCUCAGUUUUUAUGGUCUGAUGCCCUCCAAGUCAUGCUGGCGAUCUGGUCUUCAUAAACAGCCUUUGGAUUGAUUGUUGACUAAAGUGUUAUUGGAUUCACCAAAACCAGGCAUCGGAGUCCAUGCUAGGAUCGAAGCAGUCUUUCACAGGUGCAGCUCUCUGAAAUCUUCACUGAUUUGACCUGAUCAAAUUUUUUAAUGUAUGGUGGGUUCUGCUCUUUAAAUUUAACACAAGGAUAACAAUUUGUAUCUGGAAAUCUAACAUGUUUUGGUGACCAAAUGUUACUUUUUAUGCUUUUAUCAUGGUUUUGUACAGCAUGCAAACCUAUAAAUAAAAUGACUUCAGUCUCCUCUGCAUGUUCAAAUCUAUGUUCAGAGCUGAAUGUGGCCCCUCAGCGGGCAGGUUUUCAUUUCACUUGUUCUGCUUUAAGUAAACUGAACCGGUUCUUUGACU
Messenger RNA from Xyrichtys novacula (pearly razorfish), 31568 nucleotides. Lineage: Eukaryota; Metazoa; Chordata; Actinopteri; Labriformes; Labridae. The record is from the annotation of a GenBank genome assembly.